GUCACAAUGAGUUUGUUGUGGUAGAUGCACGGUUGGAGCAUUGAAUCACUCAGUUAGUAGCAGGUGUAAAGGCGAGAGGAGGAACGCGGUCCGUGCAUGAAGUAGGAAGAGACUGCAGCUCAAGAAUAGCUGUGGAUAGACGUGGUGAGCACCAGCAGCUUCUGAAUAACACUCUUAGUUUAAAAGUUGUGAGUUAUCAUACCAGGUUAUUGAUAACGCCAACAUAGAGUAUUCCUACCUAAUCUGAUCUAAACCAAUUCGGCUAACCCGAUGAUGAACUGCUGCCUUUUUAAAUGCAUUCAUGUUACUGGUGGAGAUGUUCCGCAGUGUGCUGGGGAAGACUCUCGGGUUUGUGGGCUACACAGUCCAGUAUGGCUGCAUUGCACACUGUGCCUUCGAUUACAUUGGAGAACUUGUGGUGUGUUCGGGUCCAUCCAUGGAGCCAACUAUUGUCAACCAUGAUAUUGUCUUCUCUGAGCGGAUGAGUCGUCAACUUUACAAAAUACAAAAGGGUGAUAUAGUAAUAGCAAAGAGUCCAUUUGACCCACGUAUGAAUAUUUGUAAAAGGGUUAUUGGACUGGAGGGUGACAAGGUCUGCACGAGUUCCCCAUCAGAUCUGUUCAAGGCCCACACUUAUGUUCCUAAAGGCCAUGUAUGGCUAGAAGGGGAUAACCUUCGGAAUUCCAAUGACUCAAGGAGCUAUGGCCCAGUUCCCUACGCCCUCAUCCGAGGGCGUGUUUCCUUAAAGCUCUGGCCACCACACAGUUUUGGGACCCUCAGUGAAAGCCCGACCCGACGGAUCAUUAAGACUCAGAGUGACUCAGACUGACUCAUUCACUUUGUUUGUACAGUACGUUGCUGUUUUAAAUCAAUUUUUGAAUAAAGUUCAUAUGUAUUUCGAUUUUGUUAUUUUAUUUUAAAACACGGUUAUUCUUUAACCAUGCUGAUGUGAUCAGCACCAUGCAAUCAUACAUGCUUCAGUUAUACAUUUAUUUUAGUGUUUUAUAACUGACAAGAUUCUGUCAUCUGGGACAUCUGUGCAGCACUAUAAGAACAGCGCGUGAAGCUUUGUCUCUGUGGAACUGCUAAUGGCAGAGAGUGGGCAGUGGCAAUACACGAGGUUCAUGUUGGGAAUCAUGAUCAUUAAGUAAUAAGACACACAUAAGUUUUAAAUCAACACAUUAGAGACCAAAUCAUACCCAAGAUUCACUGGGAGGGCUACCUGUGGUUGAACUUAAAUGCUGAGUUUAAUUUGCCCUAAAAUUCACCUAAACCACAUAUUAACAAGACAGAAGUACAUGUGUUUUAAACAGAGAUAUCUGUCUAAACCUAUCAACUAUGACCUCGGGAAAUGCAUGUCUCAUUCCUUUAAAGAAAAUAUUAAUUUCAUAUUUACCCUUUCUUAGUAUUAUGGUAAAAACAAAAGCUCUCUUAUUGUUUAAUAUUUAAUUAGGCUGCCAGGGCAACUGAAAAAAUGUUAACAUUUCCCAUUUAACCAUACAAUAUUAAUACCACUUAGUAAGAGCCUCACUCACCACUCAAAUCAGUGUGUGUGUGUGCGUGCACGUGCGUGUGUGUGUGUUGUGUCCAGAGUCUCACACCCAGUAUGUUGCAUGCACUUAAGACACAGCAUUAUUGUCAGCUUUCUGUAGUAACCACACGUCAUAUAUAGACGUGGUUUCUCUUAUCCGGGUAAAGGACAAAGAAAAACUUGUUAAACACAGCUACUUUAGAGAAACCUGACUUCUUGGUCACAUAUAUACCUUAAACCAGGUCUCUUAAGUGGAUUUUUACAAGAGCACAUGUGCAUGACAAAGACUUAACAGUGGAAGUAAUGUGGCAGUAGUGGGAAGAAAAAGGAGCAUUGCUGUACAUCUUUGUUUUGAAUCCAAAAUAAUUAAAUCCAAAAUUGGAAUAAGCUGAAGCUAAAAUAUAAUAGUCUAAGUAAAGCAGUUUCCACCCGUGGACAGCAGGUAAUGUUCUAACACAAGCACAAACAGGAUCACAUUUAUCAUUCUGCUUACUCUCACAAAAAAAAGGCCAUGCAUUGCUGCCCACUUCUAAGGCCUGCUCAUCCUCCUCAGACCUUCCUGGACACAGGGACAUAACAGCACAUCCACAUACUGAGCUGUGGAAGCU
Molecule: messenger RNA, 2139 nt
Organism: Anarrhichthys ocellatus (wolf-eel)
Lineage: Eukaryota; Metazoa; Chordata; Actinopteri; Perciformes; Anarhichadidae
Gene: immp1l
Product: inner mitochondrial membrane peptidase subunit 1
Exons: 7
Coding region: 302-829 (175 amino acids)
Cellular component (GO): mitochondrial inner membrane peptidase complex; membrane
Molecular function (GO): serine-type endopeptidase activity
Source: RefSeq, a predicted model, not a curated record